UGCGAAAAACGGUGUAAAAAUCUCCCAAAAACGAUGGCAGACGAUAAUUCCCAUGCCGAGCCCAAAAAGGCACACAAAAAGCGCCAUUCAGGUGUGAAGGCGGACAAAAAGAAGGCCAAAAACAAACCAACCGAGCGUACGAAAAAUCCGAAAGCUUUCGCUAUCACCAAGGCCCGCUCGGCUGAGAAAAGAUUCCGGCGUAAGGAGGAUAUAACUACCAAAAAGCAACAUAUUCCUCUUGUUGAUAAAACACCGGAAGAACCACCGCCGGUUCUGAUUGCGGUGGUAGGGCCACCGAAGGUGGGCAAAACUACUUUAAUAGUGAAUCUGAUUAAGAACUUCACCAAAACCAAUGUGACAAAGGUGAACGGACCCAUCACGGUGGUGACAUCGAAGAAACGGCGCAUCACCCUGCUGGAGUGCAAUAACGAUAUCAACAGCAUGAUCGAUGUGGCCAAGUGUGCCGAUUUGGUGUUGCUGUUGGUCGAUGCGAGCUUUGGCUUUGAGAUGGAGAUAUUUGAGUUCUUGAACAUCUGUCAGGUGCACGGUAUGCCGAAGAUUAUGGGCAUACUGAACCAUCUGGAUAUGAUUAAGAAUGCAAAGGCGUUGAAAAUGCAGAAAAAGUUGCUGAAACACCGAUUCUGGACAGAGGUGUACGAUGGCGCUAAACUGUUCUACCUUUCCGGGCUUAUUCAUGGGGAAUAUCUGAAGAAUGAGAUCAGAAAUUUGGGACGAUUCAUAUCGGUUAUGAAGUUCCGACCGCUUACGUGGCGUGGUGCGCACAGUUACAUGAUUGCGGAUCGUAUGGAAGACAUAACGAACGCGGAACAGAUUCGUUUGAACGCUAAAUGUGACCGUAAUGUGGUGCUGUAUGGAUAUGUACGUGGUGUCCCGUUGAAAAAGGAGAAUAUGGUACACAUCGCAGGAUUGGGAGAUAUGCCGAUCGACGAGCUAAGCACGCUGCCCGAUCCUUGUCCAUUGCCUUCGGGUGAGAAGAAACGUAAUUUGAUGGAAAAGGAGCGUCUUCUGUACGCUCCAAUGUCCGGUGUUGGUGGUAUCGUGUACGAUAAAGAUGCGGUCUAUAUUGAGCUGCAAGGUUCUCACAGCCACAGGCAAGGAGGGAAAAAUUCCGAACAGCAACAGAUCGUUGAUUCGUUCAUCGAGAAGAAGGAAACGUUUGAUGUAACGAUCGAUAAUCAAGAGUUCCGACUGUUUAGCGAUGGUGCUGUGAUUAAGUCGUCUGAUUUCGUUGAUGAAGCAAAACCGGUUGAGGAUGAUUCGGAUGACGAUGACGAAGAAGAUAACGACGACGAGGAGGAGGAGGACUCUGGGUUAGAAGAUUCGGAUGAUGAAGAGGAAGUGGGUAAAGGCGCACGCUUAGGCUGGAUACCGGAGGAAGGCGAUGAUGACGAUGAAGAUGGCGAGGAAGGUUCUAGCGAUGAAGGUGAUGAGGAUGAUAUGAACGAUUUGGACACACUGGGUAAGAAGUCACGCUCUAGCGGAUAUCUGUCCGACGAAGAGCAACCGACAUCCGGCAGUAACACGAUGGCCUGGAAGGACGGAUUAGCAGCACGCGCCCGCAAAGACUAUCUAGAGCGCUUGGCCACCAACAAAAACCUCAUGAAAAUAGUUUACGGCGUAUUCAGCAAGUUCCACAAGCGUCAGCAAGAGAAAGAAGCAGCCGAGGCCGAAAAGGACGACUCGGAGGAUGAAGGUUUGCUCGGAGGAAUAUUUAAAAGCAUCACCCAGAAACAAACGGAACUGCAGAAGAAAAAGAGCGUCCAGGAUGUGGAUGAAUGUUGCUUUUUCGAAGAGUACGGUGAUGGUAUACGGGAUUGGACGUCGGAAAAUAAUAAGGACCUGAUAAGGAAUUGUUUCGUAACGGGCAAAUGGAAAGCGUCGGAAGAUGCGGAAGAACUGCUAAAGCUGGACGAUAUGAGUGAUGGCGAUAGUGACGUGUAUGGGGAUUUUGAAGAUUUGGAGACGGGAGAAAAGCAUGAGGCACCGAAAGGAUCUAAAAAGCAGGCGAAAACUGAUGACGAUGGGAAGGAGGAUGAGGAAGAAGGAGACGGACCGAAGGAAGGUGAUGAUGGAAAGGGUGUCAAACGGAGGAUGACAAGAAUCGAGGAGAAAAACAUGUCUCGCACUGAGCUGAUGGCAAAAAAGAUGAAGCUGAAGGCGAAGUUCGACUCCGAGUACGAUAAUCCGGAAAAGGACGAAAAGCGCAUCGAGGGAGAUCAUCAGUACUACGAGAAAUUAAAAGCGGACGCCUUGCGUCAGUCAGAACUCAACAAGAAAGAGUUUGCGGAUCUAGACGAGGAUGUUCGACUCAACAUCGAAGGCCAUCGGGCGGGACUGUACGUGCGCAUGAGCUUUAAGAACGUUUCGUCCGAGUUUGUGGAACAUUUCGACCCUGCAUAUCCGGUACUGAUCGGUGGCCUUAACAUGGUAGAAGAGAACGUCGGAUAUGUGAACUGUAAAGUGAAGAAACAUCGUUGGUAUAAGAAAACGCUAAAAACAGGUGAUCCACUAAUCAUUUCCCUCGGCUGGCGACGAUUCCAAACCGUCCCGAUCUACGCCAAGGUUGAGGAUGAUUUUAAACAUCGCUAUCUAAAGUACACUCCCAACCAUGUGACGUGCAGUAUGAGCUUUUGGGGUCCAAUAACGCCACAGAACACGGGCUUGAUGGCCAUCCAGACGGUGGCGUACGAUCAGAAAGAGGUACGCAAGCUUGGCUUCCGGGUGGCAGCAACCGGUGCCGUUAGCGAAUCGGACAAGAACGUGGAGAUCAUGAAGAAGCUCAAACUGAUCGGAACGCCGGAGAAAAUCUAUCAGAAAACGGCCUACAUCAAGGGGAUGUUUAAUUCAACGCUCGAAGUUGCGAAGUUCGAGGGCGCCAAGAUACGUACCGUGUCCGGCAUUCGGGGCCAAAUCAAGAAAGCCGUACCACCGGAAGGUUCAUUUCGAGCCACGUUCGAAGAUCGCAUACAGCUGAGCGAUAUCGUGUUCUGUCGCACGUGGUUCCGGGUGAAUGUGCCGAAGUUUUAUGCACCCGUAACGAACCUGCUGCUACCGCAGGAUCAGAAAACGCAAUGGAUCGGUAUGAAAACGUUGGGCCAGCUGAAGCGCGAGAAGAACAUUCAGUUCGAAGCGAAGGAGGACAGCUCGUACAAGCAGAUUGUGCGCGAGAAGCUUGCCUUCCGGCCGUUGGUUAUUCCGAAAAGUCUGCAGAAGGCGCUACCGUACAAGGACAAACCAAAGCUGGGGCCGGUGAAUCCGAAAAAAUCGUUCGAAAGCGAACGGGUUGCGGUGGUUCUUUCACCUCACGAACAGAAGGUCGCUAAAAUGAUGAACAUGAUUAAGACCAACUUUAAAACCAAGCAAAGCAAACAGCUGCGCCAAACCCGGGAACGGUCGAAAAAGUACAAGAAGCAGCUGGUGAAUGAAAAGUUUAAAAAGCUCCAACGGCAGAAGGAGCUGAAAAAGAAAGUCUUCAAGGCGAUCAGUAAAAUGGAUGCAAAAAAUGAAGAAAAAAUGAAAAGUGGUGGAAAAAAGUGAACC
This is a messenger RNA of Anopheles maculipalpis, 3561 nucleotides long. Its product is annotated as ribosome biogenesis protein BMS1 homolog. The record is from RefSeq and is a predicted model, not a curated record. Gene Ontology annotation, cellular component: nucleus; 90S preribosome. The transcript has 3 exons. NCBI's taxonomy places the organism in Eukaryota, Metazoa, Arthropoda, Insecta, Diptera, Culicidae. Gene Ontology annotation, molecular function: GTPase activity; U3 snoRNA binding; GTP binding. Gene Ontology annotation, biological process: ribosome biogenesis; maturation of SSU-rRNA from tricistronic rRNA transcript (SSU-rRNA, 5.8S rRNA, LSU-rRNA); endonucleolytic cleavage of tricistronic rRNA transcript (SSU-rRNA, 5.8S rRNA, LSU-rRNA). The coding region runs from base 34 to 3558 and encodes 1174 amino acids.